CUGUUCUCAGAUACUACUUUUUCUACUUGACUUUACCCUCCAUCUAAUCUACUAAGAAAAUUUCUACUUGUCCACGCGUCUUUGGACCAGAUUGACACCAUGACAGUCAGAUGUCUAUGUGAGCACGAGGAGUGCGACGAAACCUGUGAAUCCAAAUCUGGAUUUGGGGAUCAUUCAAACUAUUCAUGAGGGCGCUCGAUACCCUUAUGAAUACGAAGGGUGCGAUAAGGCCUUCACUACCUGAACGAACACAGUCGGCCCCACGACCUCUUAUUGCUUACCUCGGAUGCCUGAAAACAUAUCUGGGGAGAAUUACACACGAUUACGGCGGUCUACACCUGCUCGAAGCAUUAGACUUGCUCCUCUGCAAUUGCCAAGCGCCGAUUCGACGAGCGGGGAGCCAGGCUGAAUCCCCAUGCAAUAACAGGCGUUGCUACCUCCGGUGCAGAAUGUCUAAACGAGAUGGUUCUGUCACAUGUACCUCUGCGAGAUUGUCUUCGAUACUGUUAUCGACUUCGACACGGCUCGUUUCACUUUACAUGGCUUGAGAAACGAUACACCGUCGAAACGAAAGACAGUCAAGACCUUCGGACUCAAGCCGUUGUGUACACUGUUCGACUCUUUGGGCGCUGUGGACAUAUGUUGAUCCCCCGAUAAAGCUGAACACUAUGUCAAAUGACAAAUUAUGCGAUGCCGAGACUGACAAUAAUCGUUGGCUCUCUGAUUGGAAUAAAUAUCUUGAGAAUGUCCACCAAAUAACUCUGGAUUGCCAUACCAAUCAGUAGAUGGGGGCCUUCCGGAUCUUGAGGCAGCGUGCCGGUUACCAUGAGAAAGCAAUGGAUUCAUCCCCAUCACUACCAGGCUAUCCGGGAUCGUGUCCAAAGGAUUCGAGAUGACAAGGGGCCGCCACCAGACCUUGCUAUACUAGAUAACGAGUUCUCACCCUCCUCUCAACGGCCUUUUGAGAUUCCAAUCGUCAAUCGUGUUCACAGCCGAACAUUGAUUAACACUCUAGCAAAGCGUCCUGAAAGAUCCCUUGUCACAAGCAGUCUAUACGACUCAGCUUCUAGUCGGCUCUCGGCCAGUAUCAAGAGCGAAGGGCGAAGGAAAUCGACUCGGUGUCUGAUCCUUCGAAUUGACGAAUAGACAUGCAUGGAGCUGCGUCUGAAUGUAGAAAGUUGGCGUCUCAAAGAAAACAGCUCUUCUCGUCUAUCAUCAAUCAAAGACUGAUCUGUCAAUUUUGAGAAACGGCCUUGAGACUGGAAGUUAUAGCGAUAUCCUGCGAAACAAUGAUAAUGGCAUCCAGAUACUUAAACUUCCAGCAACUGUCAGCGCCAUCCGGUUUAGGAUUUUGCCUCUGAAGAUUACGAUUGAUUUUUUAUGUCUUUUAUCCUCGUCAUAAUCUUUACGGGAGCGAUAGUCUCAGGGCCUGAAUCGCAGUCAGGAAAUGGCAGCCAUUUGGCAGGGACAGAUUCUGGAUUUCUUGGACCGGAAAAAGACCGUGAAUCAAGUAGCCUCGCGACCAAGUUACUCGAUCUGGCGACUCCGGGGAAAAUCCGAUGUGGGGAGAAGCGACAGCGAUGGGAGUCACCCAGACCAAACUGAAAGUCAUGAUCAGCAACAUUUACGUAGGUUUGUAGCGAUGUCGGACGCGUCCCUGGCAGGGCAGACCGUGAUUGGUGUAAAAUACCAUUUACGCCCAAUCGUGGUAAGUGGAUUACGGAACCUGUGGUCCGUCUGCGUCACUUUUCCGGCCGUCGGAUGCCAAAGACCCAAUGACUCUAGAAAGCUUUUGAAUAUUACCCCAGGCCCACUUCAGGGCCUUUAAAACGCCAUCAAACCCCUGCGAUCCGAAUUGUAAUCAAUCGAACAAAGAUCUUAUCAAUUCUAGACGUCAAUUGCAGCUGCAGCCCAUUUCUCAAGAUGUCUAUCACCAGCAAUAACGCGACCAAUCCAUAUUCGAGCGUCAACGACCUCCUCAGCAAUGUCCGCAAUUUCAAGAUCAUCGAGUCAACCCUGAGAGAGGGUGAACAAUUCGCCAAUUCGUACUUCUCAACUGAGACCAAGAUCAAGAUCGCCAAGAUGCUCGAUGAGUUCGGUGUCGACUAUAUAGAGCUCACGAACCCAGCUGCAAGCCCACAAUCCCGUGAUGAUUGCGCAGCUAUCUGCAAGCUCGGCCUCAAGGCUAAGAUUCUAACACACACAAGAUGUACCAUGGAGGAUGCUAAGCUUGCGUGUGACUGUGGAGUUGACGGUGUUGAUGUCGUUAUUGGAACGAGCCAAUUCCUCCGAGAGCAUUCCCUGGGCGGCAAGAACAUGGCCGCUAUCACCAAGCAGGCCAUUGAGGUCAUUGAGUAUAUUAAGAGCCGAGGAUGCGAAGUCCGCUUCUCAAGUGAAGAUUCUUUCCGAUCUGAUCUAGUUGAUUUGCUCUCAAUCUACCGCGCAGUCAACAAUGUCGGCGUCAACAGAGUAGGCGUGGCAGAUACCGUUGGUUGUGCUUCACCAAGACAGGUCUACGACCUCGUCCGAACUCUCCGAGGUUGUGUUUCCACCGAUAUCGAGGUUCAUUUUCACGAUGAUACAGGCUCUGCUGUUGCGAACGCUUUUUCUGCCCUUGAAGCUGGCGCUACACACGUCGACACAUCCGUACUCGGCAUUGGAGAACGAAACGGCAUUACCGCUCUUGGAGCUCUCAUGGCUAGAAUGAUGCCCACCUCCAGAGACUAUAUUCUCUCCAAGUACAAGCUGAACGAACUCAAGAAGAUCGAAGAUUUCGUCGCAGAAUGCGUAGAGAUCAACGUGCCAUUCAACAACCCAAUCACCGGCUUCUGCGCAUUCACCCACAAGGCCGGUAUCCACGCCAAGGCAAUCCUCAACGACCCCUCCACGUAUGAGAUCCUCAAGCCUGAAGAUUUCGGUCUAUCAAGAUACGUGCACUUCACGUCACGACUCACCGGAUGGAACGCCAUCAAGAGUCGUGUUGACCAGCUUGGUCUCAAGAUGACCGACGAUCAGGUCAAGGAGUGUACGGCUAAGCUCAAGAGCAUGGCUGAUCUCAAGGUGAUGACACUUGAUGAGAGCGAUGCCUUGAUCAGAAGCUUUCACUUGGAACUACAAAAUGAAAAUGGAGCAUAGAUAAAAGAAAAAUAAGGGUGCUAGCGAAGUGCCUUGGUCUGCAACAAAACAUAGGAGACAUGCGCUCUGGCCACGUUAAUUGUGAAAAGUUUGUCUUCCUGUAUCAAGCCUUCAACCUGGCUUAUCUGUACUUGAAGCUUGUGAUAUCCUAGUACGGCUGCCUGGACUGCCUAAAUUACCGCCCACCUCCACACGUG
Fusarium verticillioides 7600 is the source of this 3332-nucleotide messenger RNA. Its product is annotated as homocitrate synthase, mitochondrial. The record is from RefSeq and is a predicted model, not a curated record. The transcript has 9 exons. Gene Ontology annotation, cellular component: mitochondrion. The coding region runs from base 1924 to 3135 and encodes 403 amino acids. NCBI's taxonomy places the organism in Eukaryota, Fungi, Ascomycota, Sordariomycetes, Hypocreales, Nectriaceae. Gene Ontology annotation, molecular function: homocitrate synthase activity.